AUGAAGACGCAAGAUGCUCUUCUUAAAGUCCAUGAGGCAAUUGUAGCUAGUGCUGGAGAGAAUUCUAAGAUAGAUAGAAUUAGAGAUGAUAAGCAGGAAUGCCGUCUUUUAGUACCGUCUAGUCAAUGUUCUAGUGUGAUUGGUAAGGCUGGUUCGAACAUUAAGAGGAUUAGAAGUAGAACUCAAGCUAGUGUUAAGGCUGUUUCCAAAGAUGUUUCAGAUCCUUCACACGCUUGUGCCAUGGAAUAUGACAAUAUUGUUGUGAUAUCUGGUGAGCCUGAUUCCGUGAAGAAAGCACUUUUUUCUGUUUCUGCAAUCAUGUACAAGAUCAAUCCUCGUGAACAGAUUCCUCUAGAUUCAAACAGCCAAAAUGUUAAAGCUAGUAGUAUAGUUACAUCAGAUCUUUCUAACUCUGUCUAUCCUCAAACUGGAUUUUACGCAAAUCAGGAUCAUAUUCUUCAGCACAAAGCGGGUGUUCCGUCAUAUUCCAAUGCACUAUCUGUAUCUGACUCUCAAGGUUAUGCAGAAACCGCUGCGAAUCCAGUGCCUGUUUUUGCUUCUUCUCUCCCUGUGACUCAUGGUUUUUAUUUGUCUUCCAGAACAGAAGAGUUGGUUUUAAAAGUCGUGUGCCCUUUGACAAAUAUUACUCGUGUAAUCGGGAGAGGAGGAUCAACCAUUAAAAAUAUAAGAGAAGCAAGCGGUUCUUGUAUUGAGGUUAAUGACUCAAGAACAAAGUGUGGUGAUGAUGAGUGUGUUAUCAUUGUCACUGCUACAGAGUCUCAUGAUGAUAUGAAGUCUAUGGCUGUUGAAGCUGUUCUUCUGCUGCAAGAGUAUAUCAAUGACGAGAAUGCGGAAAACGUUGAGAUGCAAUUUCUUGUUCCUUCCAAGGUUAUUGGAUGUGUUAUAGGGAAAAGUGGCUCAGUCAUAAACAAAAUCAGGAAAAGGACCAAUGCUAAUAUACGUAUCUCAAAAGGGAAGAAGGAUGAACUUGUUGAGGUUAUAAUCCCUAUUAAAGUUCAGAUCUUUAUUCUUCUGUUGCUUUGUACCUUCUCAUCAUCAUUUAUGCAAGGUUCUUGGUGUUUUCUUUAGAAAACUCUCUGCUAUGAACAACAGUAGUCUUUAAAAUCAUCUUCAAGAUCUCUAAAGAGAUUCUGAAGUGAGUUUUUUUUUAAUACCUUUUGUAAUCUAAUAUUAUUUGGAAAAUCCAUUUGUAAAAACAACCCGUGGAAGAGUUUUACGAUACCUAAACUGUUUUAUCAUCUUCUUCU
Capsella rubella is the source of this 1268-nucleotide messenger RNA. Its product is annotated as KH domain-containing protein At4g18375. Gene Ontology annotation, molecular function: mRNA binding. The record is from RefSeq and is a predicted model, not a curated record. Gene Ontology annotation, cellular component: cytoplasm; nucleus. NCBI's taxonomy places the organism in Eukaryota, Viridiplantae, Streptophyta, Magnoliopsida, Brassicales, Brassicaceae. Gene Ontology annotation, biological process: regulation of gene expression.